AUGCCUAAUAAGCCAAUAACCAGUAACUGUGGUAAUAGCAAGAGGUGUGUGCCACGCCCCGCGGAGUCUUGGAACCAGCAGCUUGAGAAGGGAAAAGGGUCUAACAAACAGAUUGUGGUGGAUUUACAUGGUGUGGAGUGUGGACCGUGUAAACUUGUUGCCCCAGAUAUUGUGGAAGAGUUAGCCUGGAAGCUGCCCAACGUCACAUUCUUGAAAGUCGACGUGGAUGAAUUGAAGAUAAAAAGAAUCCACGUUACUCCUUCUGUUGCUCAGGAGUGGGAUGUGCAGGCAAUGCCGACCUUUAUUUUCCUAAAAGAUGGGGAAAUUGUGGAGAAAUUUACUGGUGUCAAUAAAAUGAAGCUGCAGUCAACUGUAGAAAAGCUUGCUAUUGAGACUGCAUGA
Populus nigra (black poplar) is the source of this 402-nucleotide messenger RNA. Its product is annotated as thioredoxin H1-like. The coding region runs from base 1 to 402 and encodes 133 amino acids. NCBI's taxonomy places the organism in Eukaryota, Viridiplantae, Streptophyta, Magnoliopsida, Malpighiales, Salicaceae. The record is from RefSeq and is a predicted model, not a curated record. The transcript has 4 exons.